Uranotaenia lowii is the source of this 2154-nucleotide messenger RNA. RefSeq lists its product as uncharacterized. The coding region runs from base 1 to 2154 and encodes 717 amino acids. The transcript has 4 exons. Lineage: Eukaryota; Metazoa; Arthropoda; Insecta; Diptera; Culicidae. The record is from RefSeq and is a predicted model, not a curated record.
AUGGCUAGCAAGGCGGAGAAAAAGUUAGCAGCGGACCUUCUGACGAGACGACAAGCAUGUGCCGAACGAGAUGUGGUGGAGAAGUUCGUAGCGGAUUUCACCUAUGAACGGGAUUGUUGCCAGGUUGCGGUACGUUUGGAGGCGCUCAACAAGUGCAACGAACUCUUCUUGAACGUGCAGAACGACAUCGAGAUGGGUGACAGCGAAGAACGGUUUGAGACACAUCUGGAGUUCCGGGCGGAUUUCGAGCAUCGGUUUUGCAGAGCAAAAGGUUUCUUGUUGUCCAAACUGGAAAGUAGGGAGCAUCCGUUGAGUUCGACGAUCAUACACGCAUCGGCUUCUCACAGCAUGGCUUCCAGUUUCCAUCAUCGGCUGCCGAAAAUCGAUCUUCCGAAAUUUAGUGGAGAUGAAUCGCGCUGGAUCUCGUUCCGUGACAACUUUCUCUCGAUGAUUCACUGCAACGAGGAUAUACCGAUCCUCAACAAGCUGCAGUACCUGUUACAGUCCCUUGAAGGAGAAGCCAAGAAACCAUUCGAGUCGGUGGAUAUCCAAGCCGAUAAUUAUUCGUCGACGUGGGACGCGCUUAAAAAGCGUUACGAUAACAAGCGAUUUCUCAGAAAAGAGCUGUUCCGAGGCCUGUAUAACGUUCCACCGAUACAGCACGAGUCCGCCCAAUACCUCAACACAAUGGUUGAUGAUUUCCAGCGACACUUCAAGGCUCUGGGGAAGUUGGGUGAACCGAUCGAGCAUUGGGACACUCCGCUCAUCUUCAUCCUUACAAACAAAUUGGAUGCAGCGACAAUUCGUGCAUGGGAGCAAGACACUCGACAGAAGGAUGAAGUGAAGUACGACGAGCUCAUCGAGUUUCUCGUCCACCAGGUCCGGAUGUUGAAAUCCGUGGACAGCGAUCUCCAGCAUCGAUCCGCAGGGCUCACCGUUUCCAAGGUGGCCGGACAAAUCUCUAAGAAACCAGCUCCCAUCCGAUCUGUCGUGAACACCGCUACAUCCGAAGCUCAAUCCAGCACUUCGCCAUGUCACUUGCAAUGUCCAGCAUUUUCGAACCUGUCAAGCUCCCAACGGCGAGAGCUUGUGAUACAGCACAGCCUUUGCUGGAAUUGCUUUCGCGCAAACCACCAGGCAAGAUCCUGCAAAUCCAAGUUUCUGUGCAGGAUUUGUCAACCAAAACACCACACUAUGUUGCACGACCAAGCAGCACCACCGAACGAGUCCUCAUCCGAGGGAUCACAAGCAAAUCCAGGCCCCAGUAGAUUGCUUAGCCCACCAACAGUAAAUCUUUCCGUGCAUUCAGAUUCAACCGUUCUCUUGGAGACAGUCUCUCUGUUAGUUGUCGACCGAUACGGCAGAAAGAUUCCAGUACGAGCUCUUCUAGAUUCCGCAGCAAUGUCCAACUUUAUCACCAGGAAGCUGGCGAACGAGCUCGCCACCCAACAAACUCCCGUGGACAUCGCAGUUGCCGGAAUUGGAGAGUCAGUUAAGCGCAUCAGAAAAAAGCUAGCUGCCAAAAUCGUAUCCAGGAACAGCGACUUCUCCGCCACACUCGAUUUCCUCGUCAUGAAGAAGCCAACUUCCCAUCUUCCCACAUCCCCGAUCGAUACAACUGCCUGGAAAAUGUCAAAGGUUCCAUUGGUGGAUCAUCAGUUCAACGUUUCAGCAACAAUCGACAUGAUCAUCGGUGGAGAAUGUUACCAUGAGUUUCACACAGGCUUACGCCACUCCCUUGCUCCACCACCGCACCGCAAGCGUGCUUCUAACACUCCUUCAAGCGCCGCUAAGGUCAACGACAAAGGAGAAGACGCUGCCUGUGGAUCCUGCUGCUACGUUGUCUCUUUGGUCAGGCAGCUGUCUGUUACCUGUCUGGAGUUAUGCGCAUCUGUUCUGCCAGAGGAGGAUACUGAUGGGCUCAGUAGGAGACGAGUUCCGGAAGUGCACAUCACAGCUAGUGAACUGUCCAGGAAUCUACAUUCCUCCAACUUCCCCGAAAACCCUGAUCCUAUCUUACCAUUACCCUACAUCAUCAUCCUAUUUCGCCACCGAUUAUUCAUCGCCAUCGCCACAAAGCCACGGUCCGAAGCAGAAUCUUCUAAAACCGGUAGAGCACGCCGAACGUUGCUCAACGCGCUAACGGAGCGCUAA